CUCUCGCUUUAUACCACGGAUUAUGCAUCUUUGAGCUGCUUAAAGCAGUGCCGACUCAUCACUAAAAAGAUUUCAGCCAAAAGUUCGUUUUAUUCUUAUUGAAGGAGAUUGAAGAAGUAUCGCUUAAUCAUUGAAAGUGGGGUAUAUUGUUUCUUUGAAAAUUCUACAAUAUGAUUAUAACGCUGAAAAAUUUACAACAACAAACGUUUACGGUAGAAAUUGACCCAUCCGAAACGGUAAGAGAACUUAAAAAACACAUCGAGACUCAAGAAGGUUUUCCUACCGAACAUCAGAAGUUAAUAUAUGCUGGAAAAAUACUAAUAGAUGACAAACCAUUGACAGAAUAUAGUAUCGAUGAAAAGAAAUUUAUAGUCCUUAUGAUUACAAAACCUAAAGCUGGUAGUGGUUCUACUGCGACUGAAGAGCACAAUGUUGAAAGUGACAACAAAGAAGACACAACUACCAGCUCAGCACCACCACCUAGUACAAAUCCUACUGCUCAAACCGUUUCUCAACCACCUACAAAUGUGCAAGAAUCAACCGUGACAGAGCCAGUGGCCGCUGGAGGACAAGCCGAGAGUGCCUUGCUGAUGGGUGAAGAAUAUAAUACAAUGGUAAACAAUAUUAUGGAUAUGGGGUAUGAACGAGAACAGGUUGAACAAGCUUUAAGAGCAAGUUUUAACAAUCCGGAUAGGGCAGUUGAGUAUCUUCUGACAGGUAUACCUGCUCAACUGUUUGAAGAUCCAUUAGAGGAUCCUGCUGAAGCGCAAGAACAAGCUCAAGAUCAAGGUCAAGAUCCUUUGGCAUUUUUGCGAAUGCAACCACAAUUUCAACAGAUGCGUCAAGUUAUUCAACAGAAUCCUCAACUCUUAAAUACUGUGCUCCAGCAAAUAGGACAAACUAAUCCUGCCCUUUUACAGCACAUUUCACAAAAUCAGGAAGCAUUUAUACGUAUACUGAAUGAGCCAGUAGAAACAACUGGUGGUACAGGCGCACGAGUUACACCGGUGUCUGCAGCAGCAGUAGCAUCAGCAGCUGCUUCAGGUGGUCUUUCAGGCGGUGGUGGUGGAACUACUAAUACCCGAUCAGGCUUUGAAAUGAUUCAGUUGACACCACAAGACAGAGAGGCUAUUGAUAGGUUGACGGCAUUAGGAUUUCCUGAACAUUUAGUUGUACAAGCUUACUUUGCAUGUGAAAAAAAUGAGAAUCUUGCUGCUAACUUUUUGCUAUCUCAAAGUCUCGAUGAUUGAAGUUAUACAUAUGUAUGAGUUUGAAAUAUCAAUGGACUGAGAAAGGGUGGUUAAUUACAUCUAUAACCACUUAUUUUCACAGUAAUUACGAUUGCUUUGUUUGUAAAUAUACGUACAUGUUUAGGAUAUUUUAUUCAUUAUAUACAGGAGAAUUGACAUGUAUAUCAACAAGCUAAAAAUUUUAUGUGAUAUAUUCAUAAAUGUAUCCAAAAAAAAAAGAAAAAAUAACAAAAAUAACAAAAAUAGCUGGAAAUGCAACAAAUCUAUAAAAUAACA
Polistes canadensis is the source of this 1526-nucleotide messenger RNA. It is a transcript of the gene Rad23, whose product is annotated as UV excision repair protein RAD23 homolog B. The coding region runs from base 171 to 1250 and encodes 359 amino acids. The record is from RefSeq and is a predicted model, not a curated record. Gene Ontology annotation, cellular component: nucleoplasm; cytosol. Gene Ontology annotation, molecular function: ubiquitin binding; proteasome binding; polyubiquitin modification-dependent protein binding. The transcript has 6 exons. Gene Ontology annotation, biological process: proteasome-mediated ubiquitin-dependent protein catabolic process; nucleotide-excision repair. NCBI's taxonomy places the organism in Eukaryota, Metazoa, Arthropoda, Insecta, Hymenoptera, Vespidae.